Orycteropus afer afer is the source of this 1980-nucleotide messenger RNA. RefSeq names its product family with sequence similarity 200 member B (gene ZBED11). The transcript has a single exon. Lineage: Eukaryota; Metazoa; Chordata; Mammalia; Tubulidentata; Orycteropodidae. The record is from RefSeq and is a predicted model, not a curated record. Bases 1 to 1980 code for a protein of 659 amino acids.
AUGGAUAAUUUCUUUAUUAAAAGAAAGAGGAAUAAUGAAGUGAAAUACACAGAACCAUGUUCAAGUUCAGCUGUUGGAUCUGAAAGUGUGACAGGUGACAGUAUUGAGAAAAGUACUGACUCUAACCAGCAAACUUCAGCCUUGUCAGAACCGCAUUUCAAGAAGAAAAAAGUAAGUUCAAGACGUUAUAAUGAUGAUUAUUUAAAAUAUGGUUUUAUCAAAUGUGAAAAACUGUUUGAAAAUGACAGACCCCAGUGUGUUAUUUGUAAUAAUAUUCUUGCAAAUGAAAGCUUAAAACCUUCAAAAUUAAAAAGACACUUAGAAACUCAGCAUGCUGAACUUACUGAUAAGCCUCUGGAGUAUUUUCAGAGAAAGAAAAAGGACAUAAAGUUAUCAGCACAAUUUCUUAGUUGUUCUACCACUUUUAGUGAGAAAGCUUUAUUAUCAUCGUAUUUAGUUGCAUAUCGUGUGGCAAAAGAGAAGAUGGCUCACACAGCUGCUGAAAAAAUUAUCCUUCCCGCAUGUCUGGAUAUGGUGCGGACAAUUUUUGAUGAUAAAUCAGCCGAUAAACUAAAAACUAUACCUGGUGACCACACAAUCUCCCUUCGAAUUUGUACCAUUGCAGACCACUUAGAGACAGUGCUCAUCACUCGCUUACAGUCUGGGAUAGAUUUUGCACUCCAGCUGGACGAGAGCACGGAUAUUGAAAGCCGCACAGCACUGUUAGUUUACGUCAGAUAUGCGUGGCAAGAUGAUCUUACGGAGGAUUUUUUGUGUUGCUUAAAUGUAACUUCGCAGCUCAGCGGAUUAGAUGUUUUCACAGAAUUAGAAAAGUGCAUUGUUGGUCAAUAUAAGUUAAACUGGAAAAACUGUAAAGGAAUCACAAGUGAUGGAACGGCUUCCAUAACUGGAAGACAUAGCCAAGUAAUCAAGAAAUUGCUGGAAGUUACCAACAAUAGCGCUGUGUGGAAUCAUUGUUUUAUACAUCGGGAAGCCUUGGUAUCCAGAGAAAUUCCACAGAGUCUCAUGGGAGUAUUGAACAAUGCAGUGAAAGUUGUUAAUUUUAUUAAAAGCAGCUCACUGAAUAGCCGACUUCUUGAAACAUUUUGUUCAGAGAUGGGAACUAAUCAUACCCACUUACUGUAUCAUACUAAAGUUCGUUGGUUGUCUCAAGGGAAAAUACUAAGCAGGGUUUAUGAACUCAGGAAUGAGAUUCACCAGUUUCUCAUUGAAAAAAAAUCUCAUUUGGCACAUAUCUUCGGAGAUGAUAUUUGGGUAACAAAAUUGGCGUAUUUAACUGAUAUUUUUGCCAUUCUUAAUGAGCUGAGUUUAAAACUACAAGGGAAAACCAGUGACAUAUUUCAGCAUGUGGAACGUAUCCAAGGAUUCUGCAAGACAUUGUUGUUAUGGCAAGCAAGACUUAAAAGUGAUCGUCCUGUGUACUACAUGUUUCCAAAAUUUUUGCAACAUAUUGAAGAGAAUAUCAUUAAUGAAAACAUUUUAAAAGAAAUACAAUUAGAGAUACUGUCGCAUCUGACUUCUCUGUCUCUAACUUUUAACUAUUUCUUUCCAGAAGAGAAAGUUGAAAUAUUAAGGGAAAACUGUUGGGUAAAAGAUCCAUUUGCUUUUCAAAACCCUGAAUCAAUAAUUGAGUUAAAUUUGGUGCCUGAAGAAGAGAAUGAAUUAUUGCAGCUCAGUUCUUCAUAUACAUUGAAAAAUGAUCACGAGACAUUAAGUUUAUCGGCAUUUUGGAUUAAGACAAAAGAAGACUUUCCAUUGUUGAGUAGAAAGAGUAUCCAGCUCUUGUUACCAUUCACAACAACUAAUUUGUGUGAACUAGGGUUUUCGAUCUUGACCCAGUUAAAAAUGAAGGAAAGAAAUGGAUUGAGUGAUGCAGCAGAUAUGCGGGUAGCAUUGUCCUCCUGUGUUCCAGACUGGAAUGAACUUAUGAACAGGCGAGCACACUCAUCACAGAAAUAA